Brassica napus (rape) is the source of this 1743-nucleotide messenger RNA. RefSeq names its product non-functional pseudokinase ZRK6-like. Bases 297 to 1400 code for a protein of 367 amino acids. Gene Ontology annotation, biological process: protein phosphorylation; cell surface receptor signaling pathway. The record is from RefSeq and is a predicted model, not a curated record. Gene Ontology annotation, molecular function: protein serine/threonine kinase activity; ATP binding. The transcript is spliced from 2 exons. NCBI's taxonomy places the organism in Eukaryota, Viridiplantae, Streptophyta, Magnoliopsida, Brassicales, Brassicaceae. Gene Ontology annotation, cellular component: plasma membrane.
AAUGUCAAGAAUACUGAUGUCAAACUUGUUAACAUGUGGCGACCGAAAGAUAGUAAAUGUGAACACAUUUCGACUCAUUGUGGUGAUCCUGAAAGUCAACUCUUUUCUUUACCCGACUAAAGUGUGAACACGCUUUUGUCCACCAGGCCCACUUUAUUUGGUAAUAAACAAAAUCUAAUAUCCUGUUUUGAUAUGGCUGGUUCUCUUAUUCUGCAGCGUUCAUGGCGCUCUCGCUUCUGAGCUGUUUGAGAAGGGAUUAAUGGAGCCACAGAUUAGCUGUGUAGAGAGUCUAUAAGAUGAAUUGGUUGAGAACAAACCGAACUGGAGGCAAGGCAAGGCAGAGAAACGUCAAAGAGAAUGGGGAGGUGAUUCUGAAGGAGCUCAUUGAGUGCUGUGAUGGAAAAUAUAAUCCUAUCAAGAACUUCUCUUCUGAUCAAAUCAUCAAAGCAACAGAUAACUUCUCCCAAAGUAACCGUGCUUCCCGGAUUGACAUCUAUUACCGUUGCUAUAAAGGUAUCCUCGAUGACCGUCCUGUUCUCAUCAAGAAAGGGAAAUACACACUUGAUACGAAAGAGAUUUGUCGAGACAUAGCGAUAUCAUCGAUGGUGAGUGGUCAUAAGAACUUCCUUAAGUUGUUGGGAUGCUGUCUCGAGUUCACACCUCCUGUCUUAGUUUUUGAGUAUGCGGAGAUUAUAACUCUUGGUCCACUAAUUACAUCUAGAAACAUGAGGAGGAUAAAGAUAGCAAGAGAGGUCGCAAACGCUUUGACUUACCUUCACACUGCUUUCUCAAGGGCUUUCAUCCACUCAAAUCUAGACCAUUUCACCAUCUUCUUAGAUGGUAAUGGAAUCGCAAAGCUUGGGAAUUUCUGUAACUGCGUCUCUAUCCCCGAAGGAGAGGUCUUCGUUCAUGAUGAUGCAUUGAAGAAAUACCAUGACUUUAGGACCAAUACCUUAAAGCAAACGCAUGGACUUGGUGUGUGUUACGUACCGGUCAUCGAUCCUGAGUACAAAACAACCGGCAAGGUCACGACAAAGACGGAUAUGCAUAGCUUUGGAGCGUUCAUGCUAGCUCUUGUGCAGGUAAAGGAAGUUGAUGAUGAGCUAUCUAUGUCUUCGGAUAUGUUGAGAGCAUUAGCUGAGUUAUUUAUCAAACCUCAUGAUGAUGCUCUUUUACCGCUUCACCAUCAUGUUUCCAAGAUACUGAGGAAGUUUGGGUAUGCAGAGGUUAUGGAUUCAGAUAUGGGCAAUGUGGCUGCUUCGCCGGUAAAGGAGUUUUUUAGAUUAGCGUUGAGAUGCAUAGGAUGCAAGUUAGGAGACCCGUUGAUUAGCAUGAUUCAGGUGGCUAAAGAGCUCAGAGCGAUUGAGAAAUCUACAUAUGGAAUCACAGAUGAACUAUAAUUCAAAUUCAGGAAUACGCAUUUUGGAUUCUGACUGAAACAGCAGAGUUCUGGCUUUUUCCUUAAGAGACAAGCAAGUUCACAGGUUUACUUCAUAAAAAUAGAGAAUCACAGAUGUGUGUACCUGAUAAAUCUCACGAAAGGUUGCUGACAAAAAUAAAAUCUCACGAAAGGUUAUGUUUAUGGAUGAUAGAGAAUCAGAUGUUUCAUACCAUCAUGGGCUAACCAUUUCAUUAGCCCUUAUUCUGAUGUUCAUAUUCACAGUUGACAUAUACAAUAAGUUUGUAUGAUAUUAUGUCCUAUAUUUUGAUUUUCCUGCAAUGACUUGUUUUACUUUUUAAAAA